AUGUUCCCUGCUACGUACAAUCACAGUCACCUUGACAAAUCCGCUCUGCUGAUUCGCCAGUUGCUUUCCGCCUCAGGCCCACAUCAGGCCAUCCGCGACGUCACCAAACAUUUUCCUUUCCGCAACGGCCAGGCACCGUCCUUUGUCCACCAUCCAUCCAUCACAACUCGCAUCGCCAUCAUCCACGCGCGGAAAAUACCUACUUCUACCGCACCGAGCAAUCAGCAAUUUCUCCCUGCUGCCUGCUCACUGCCAGCGCAACCCCUCGCCAUGGCGUGCCCGAUCACCGUCACAAAGUUCAUCGGGACCAUCUCGCUCGGCCUAUUGACCGGCCUCUCCUACUCCGCCGCAACCAUCACAAUCCCCUCCCUCUCCCUCCUAUCCACCUCCACCGCGGCCGCGAAAUCCCUGUCCGAAGUCAAGCGGCUUACCCGCAGGCACGCGGUGCGCCUAACAAACAUCUCGACCGUCUGCCUGCUCUUCGCGUACGCCGUGUCCCCGCGACAUCGGAAACACCCGUAUUUGCUGUGGAUGGCGGCGGUAUCGACGCUCGGCACGUACGGCGUGGACUUUUGGUUCCAUCGUCGAGUUGGCGGGUGGGCUUGGGGGUGUGCCCUUGUGAGGGAUUUGGGGUGGGCGGGGUGCUUUGGGAAGAAGCAGAGGAAGGAGGAGGAUCUUGUGGUUGUUGAGGCGGAGGCGGAGGCGGAGGAGGGGGUGAAUGGGGAGGUUGUGAGGGGGGAGAUGGAUGUUGAGCGCAGGAUGCAGGGGGUUCGGGCGGUGUUUGCGGGUGUUGCGUUGGCGAUGGGCAUUGUUGGGCUUUGGGGCGAUCGGAGGCCUUGA
Messenger RNA from Aspergillus mulundensis, 840 nucleotides. RefSeq lists its product as uncharacterized. The record is from RefSeq and is a predicted model, not a curated record. The coding region runs from base 1 to 840 and encodes 279 amino acids. Lineage: Eukaryota; Fungi; Ascomycota; Eurotiomycetes; Eurotiales; Aspergillaceae. The transcript is spliced from 2 exons. Gene Ontology annotation, biological process: autophagy of mitochondrion. Gene Ontology annotation, cellular component: mitochondrion.